GUGAGAUGGGAGAGUACAGCGAGACUGGCGAGAGAGCCCGUACAAGCCAGUAGAGGAGAGGGAUGGUGAUGUGCCGAAAAAGAGAGGGAGUGAUUUCUGCGGAACUGCGGUGUGCAUGCCUCUGUCAGCAGCCCCAAGCCUCUAGGACACAGUAGUGGAUUACAAACCGGCGUGCUUUGAGCCGGGGAGCCGAAGCGCUUUCGGGAUACAGUCUUGCCCGCAGUCGCUUGCGAAGAACAGACCUUUUUUUUUCUUUUCCCUCAUCUUGCACAUAGCUAUGCUCCUUACAGGAGUAAAUGAAUGAAGAACCUCUUUGUCUUGCAGUAGAAUUUCUGUAGAAGUACAGUACCUCCGCUAUCUAUGUGAUUGCUGCAACUGAAUUUUUAUUUUUAGGCUUCUUUUUUGUUUUUGUUCUUGGAACUACUGGGAAGGACAACGCACGGUAAUCAACUUGUGGAUUUCUGCCGUAUCCUUUUCCCUCUCUGUCUUGAUUUCGCGUGGGGGGGGGAGGAGGAGGAGGGGGGUGUCUCGAAAUGCCACUGAAAUGCUGAAAGCUUCGCUGCAAGGAGAACUGGAGAGAAUUUGGGGGGAAAUUGUUGUCGGAUGUCCUCCUUGAUGGAUGCUCUCUGUCACGGCUUGAGAAGACCGGGGGAAGAAGACGCGGAGCUAUAAAUAUGACUGCUGUAAAUGCUAAAGCAUGCACAGAUUUGGAAAUCAACAACUGAGGGGGAAAUAAAUCGACUGACAGAAACUCCGGUUACGAAGGGACCACGCUUAUUACUGUACGGGAAAAAUGGAGUUCGUCUUAUUUUCAGAGAGGCUCUCCGAUUCCCAAGUAAGAGGGAUGCAACGAUCGCUAAAUAUAGAAAAUAAUUAAAAAAAUAUUAUUUUUUACAAAAGCCGGUUUAUAGUUCGUCUCAACGACCAGCCAAAGAAUACAUACGCACUCAGCAGGCAGCAUCAAAAAGGAAAAUAAGAAUCUGGAAAUCCGCACUGGGCUGUGAGUGGAAAUCUAAUCAGAAUCCUUAGGGUACUAGUGUUGGAAAAAAGUUCUAUCGGGAAGAAAACAGAACAUAAAUCAACACACUUUGAAAGGAUGUACUGCUCGGGACUAUAAUGGAGAAUCACAGAAAAUCAUUUUUUGUUUGUUUGGUAUGACAUAUGGUCAAAAUAUAAACAAAUUACUGAGCAAGCGUCUUUUUAUUAGAUUAUGAUGGAUAAUCUUUGGCGAGAAAAGGGAUUCAUUCUUGAAAAAAAUCGCCCUAAACUGAAAACAGGAUAAAAAAACAGUACAGGGUGCCUUUUUUAAAAAAAAACCUGAACGUCAGUUUAAAGGAAGUACCAGCGGCUAUCCCGUAGUUUUCUUGAAUUUGUGCUGUGAAAUGAGGAGAUUAAGUCAGCACAUACCAAAACAAAUAAAAACAGUUGCACGCAUUUAAUUGCCAGAAAACUUAAAUACAUGUAUUUCUUUAUUCGUUAAGAACCGGAGACGCUGUGCGCUGUAUUUCCCUGGAUCCUCUGAAAUUGAUUGAAAAUUGCAGAUGGAUUUUUGUUCCAAUAGUCUUGGGGGAGGGGGGUCGUUGAAGCGGAGACCACGGAUUUCUCGUUUUGAUUUCGAGUAAAAUCAUCAAGGUAGGAGAAAAGGGUGGCCAGCUGCCGAAAUGGAAUGCGAACACAAGUGACUACAAGUGAGCUGGCAGGAAUGAAAUGAACGAAUAAUCCUUCAGUGUGAAAACAGGUGAGGUGCAGAAUGGCAAGGACAGAUAACUGCGAAGAGGACUGGGCCUGAAGGGGGGGACAGUCGUCCGGAAGCAACAACACCUCUAAUGGCGACAUAUAGAGUAAUCUGUGCUUCCUCCUGCUGUCAUUGGUGACAAAUGCAUAACGGAUUGCCCAUUCUACAGGAUCCCAAAGAGAGGACCACCAGCCAAUAAAUUAUGAAUGUUGAACAAGAUGACAUCGUACCUGCAGCAGACGAUGAGAGGUCCUAGGUGGAACAGGGCCCUGUCCGACCCUUUGUUUGUUCUGCUGUUGGCUCUUCAGCUGCUGGUGGUUGCUGGCUUGGUGAGAGCCCAGACCUGCCCAUCCGUGUGCUCCUGCAGCAACCAGUUUAGCAAAGUGAUCUGUACAAGAAGAGGCCUGAGGGAAGUGCCCGACGGCAUCUCUACCAACACCCGCUAUCUCAACCUGCAGGAGAAUCAGAUCCAGGUCAUCAAGGUAGACAGCUUCAAGCAUCUCCGCCACCUGGAAAUCUUGCAGCUCAGCAAAAACCACAUCCGCAAUAUUGAGAUUGGGGCCUUCAAUGGCCUGGCCAGCCUCAAUACCUUGGAGCUCUUUGACAACCGGUUAACCACCAUCCCCAAUGGGGCUUUUGAGUACCUCUCCAAGCUGAAGGAGCUCUGGCUGAGGAACAAUCCCAUCGAGAGUAUCCCAUCCUAUGCCUUCAACCGGGUGCCUUCCCUGAGGAGGCUAGACCUGGGGGAGCUUAAGCGCCUCUCCUAUAUCUCUGAGGGGGCCUUUGAAGGCCUCAGCAAUCUCCGCUAUUUAAACUUGGGCAUGUGCAACCUCAAGGAGAUCCCCAACCUCAUCCCCCUACUUAAGCUUGACGAGCUGGAAUUGUCAGGGAACCAGCUGUCCGUUAUUCGCCCAGGUUCUUUCAAAGGGCUGAUCCACUUGCAGAAGCUGUGGAUGAUGCAUGCUCAGAUCCAAUCCAUUGAGCGGAAUUCAUUUGAUGACUUGCAGUCCCUGGUGGAGCUCAACUUGGCUCACAAUAAUUUGACACUUCUGCCCCAUGAUCUAUUUACUCCCUUGCACCACUUGGAAAGGGUUCACCUGCACCACAACCCUUGGAACUGCAACUGUGACAUCCUCUGGCUUAGCUGGUGGCUGAAGGAGAUGGUUCCAGCCAACACUAGCUGUUGUGCCCGCUGCCACUCUCCCUCCAGUCUCAAAGGGCGUUACAUUGGAGAGCUGGACCAGAAUUUCUUCACUUGCUAUGCUCCAGUUAUCGUGGAGCCCCCUGCGGACUUAAACGUCACAGAGGGCAUGGCAGCAGAGCUGAAAUGUAGGGCAUCCACCUCGUUGACUUCGGUCAGUUGGAUCACUCCCAAUGGGACCAUAAUGACUCAUGGAGCUUACAAGGUGCGGAUCUCUGUCCUCAAUGAUGGCACGUUAAACUUCACUAACGUUACCGUGCAGGACACUGGUACAUAUACCUGCAUGGUGAGCAACUCAGCGGGAAACACAACAGCUUCAGCAACACUUAACGUGUCAGCCACAGAAAACAGCACCUUUAGCUAUUUCACCACAGUCACGGUGGAAACUAUUGAGCCUUCACAAGAUGAGGGCAGGACCACAGAGCAAAAUGUAGGGCCCACAGCCACUAGUGGCUGGGAGGUCCCAUUCACAACCACACCGCUGACAAGCACCAAAUCUACGGAGAAGACUUUCACCAUCCCAGUGACAGAGAUGGGGGAAGGCAGCCUGAAUGGGCUGGACGAGGUGAUGAAGACCACCAAGAUUAUCAUUGGCUGUUUUGUGGCCAUCACCUUGAUGGCUGCAGUCAUGCUCAUCAUUUUCUACAAAAUGCGCAAGCAGCACCAUCGGCAGAACCAUCAUGCCCCAACCAGGACAAUUGAGAUCAUCAAUGUGGACGAAGAGAUCACAGGGGGACCUGGCCUGGACAGCCACUUGACCUUGCCAGCCCUGGAGCACGAGCAUCUCAACCACUAUAACUCCUUUAAGACUCCUUUUAACCACAACUCCUUACAGAGCUCUGCGCAUGAACCUUUGCUAAUUCGGGCAAACUCGAAAGACAACGUACAAGAGACUCAAAUCUAACUUCUUUCAUAAUAAAACAAAGAAAAAAAAUAAUAAAAAUAAAACAUUAAAAUAAAAACAGUUGGACAUGCAGUGGGUGAUAAAAUUUAUCAGUGACAUCAAGAACUAGGGUAUGUCUACUGUUUCAAAAAGUGUCUUUACAAAACAAAGUUUAUUUAUUAAAAAUCUAUUGUGAUUAAAUCAAGAAAAUGAUCAUGUAUUCUGCAAAAACCCAUCGUUAUGUUGUUGCACUUAAUUCAUUCUUGUUUUUUGUUUUUGUUUUUUCCCAUGGGGAAGGAAUGGUUUACUAAGAUUGCAGACUCCUGUUUUAAUCAAUCUGCUUUUAGGAGCACAUCUUAGUUUGAUGCACUCCUAAAAAAUAAAGGACAAUUCAAUGCAAUUUUGAAGACUGUGUUUUCAGCGGAUACUAAUCUGACAUUAAAAGGCAAUAAAAUUACCUUUCCCCUUAAAAAAGAAAAGGAAUUGCUAAACUUUUGUUUAUUGAUAAAAACAAAAUAUUGACAGUGACAAUAUAUAUUGUCUUAAUUGUACAUGGUAGAUGGUCUAAUUUUUAUAUCCAUUUGCAAAGAAUAUGAAUACUGCUGAUAAAAUUGAGGCUUUAAGUGAUAUAACGAUCUUACUAUUUCAACAGCAGAAGAAAUUUUCCCAAAAUAGUUUGGUGAAUAAGCCUAAUAAGAUGAAUUAUGAAAUGGAACUGAAAAAUACAUGGAAUUAAACAAAAUGGACCUUUGCAUUGAAAUAAAACCUACAUUUAUACUGGUGAUUUCAUUUUUGGUCAUUAAAAUGUAACAUUCUAUUUUAUCUUUAUCUAAGUUUCAAGGGCUGAUUUAGAUCAGAGGAGAAUGUCCAAUCCAUGUCAUCCUGCCUCACCAAGGCUUAAUGCCAGACUGCUAAAGGUGCAUUUAUUUAAAAAUUGAAACUGCAUUUUAUUUUUAUUAGACAUCCAACAGAUUUGAAAUAGCCCUGUGUCUUUGCAUACAUAUACUCAUAUGACUACAUGAGCAAACUAAGAACGAUUAGGCAGAGUUCUCUAACCUGACCAUCCAUCAAGCCAUUCAUCUUUUGGCACAUUACAAGUUCUGCUAUUUUAGAUGAGAAGUUUAGCACUGUCUGAAGGAGUGGUGCGUCACUGACAUCACUGCAAGUCUCCAGGUACUCAUGAAGUUGCAGGGCCCCUGAUUCAUAGGAUCUCAAAGAACCAGCUUACUUAUUCCAGCCCCUCGCCUGGAAGUUAUAAGCUGUUUGCCAGUGUUUGGGAAUCCCAGUCACAGUCAUCUAGUGACACGACUCUAACUCUAGUUCUGACUCAUGACACCACAGCUAUGGAGCUCAACCUGUAUUCGGAAGUAGAAAGUGUACUGCUAAACCACUUGGUGACACAAAGCUACAUUUUUAACCUUGCAGAGUUUCAUGUAAUCUCUCUCUCUCCUCACAGAAGGCAAUGCUGGUGUAGAUGCUUAGUUCAUUUGCUCACUUGCAUUCACCCCUGUGUUAAUAUUCACCAGAUAACUCUUCUAAGUGUGAUGAGCAAUGCCAUCUGCAAUGUCACCAUCUGCAAAGAUGUGAAAUUGAAGUUUAAUUUUCCUGAUAAGACCUUAACUAGGUAACUUUUACAACAUCACAUUCACCAGAGCACUGUGGGAGAUUUCUUCUCUUAUCUUUUAUUUUUUAUACUUGCUAUGAUGAACCUUAGCACUUUCAUGUUUUUUUUUCUAUGCUUUGUGAAACCAAAUGCAAAUUAAGUAGUGUAUCUGUCCUUUAAGGAGACAGGCCAGUUCCUCUUCACAGAUGGGUGCCCAAGCAUUGCACUUUAUACAGCAUGUAUUCUACCUGUACAAUUCAGCAGUGACAUCCAGAGGGUAUUAGAGAGUAUACCUGCCCUGUGUGCUGCAGGUCUUGGGUUUCCUUGUGUUUCUGUUGUGAACUGUUUCAGAGGGAAAUGCAAUAAAUGUAACCAUACACACAAUACUUUUUAGAGAAACUGCUUAAUAUAACCUUUCUCUGGAAUUGGUGUUUUUGACUCCCCAAGCAAACCAGCUGCAAAGUGGCACAAGCACUGUAUUUUCCAAAGGUCAUGAUUGUGUCAUGUGGUUAUUUCAAUUAUCAUGCAGUAGUUGAAUGAAAGCAACACCUUUAAAGUUUUUUGGCUAGUCAUCGGAUAAGUCCUGCUUGAAAAACAAGCUUACUUGAAUCAUUAUAUUUAACUAGAUAAGCCAUCUGAGAAUGACAUCAUACAGUAUGUGGAAUAACAACUUAGAGUACAAGAGUACCUAUUUCUGCAGCAGGGCAUUUACUGGAGCAAACUGAGUGAAGUACCUUGCUCAAGGGUACAACAACAGUGUUCCACCUGGGAUUUGAACCCACAACCCUCUAGUCUGGAGUCCGAAGCCCCUAACCACUGUUCCUCACUGCUGCCAUAAAUCAUCCUGAAAACCAAUGACCUUCAGCAUUGACAGCACGGAGCAAAAACUGCUCCCAUUAUUUCUCCCUAAUUGAAUUUUCUUACUUUUGAAGUUUAAACUGAGCUUGAGUUCAUUAACAGCAGAAAUGGUGUGUGGUAUUAGGCAGAAUUCAUAAUGCUGGGAACCACCCAAUCCCUACAGAAGAUUGUUUUUAACAUAUGCUCUACAUGUUGUUUACCUGAAAUAUUGAUCAGGAAACCUUUCACAAAUGUUCAGCUAUGUAAAUCUAGAAUGAUUCAUAGUAUGAUUCUAACUUUUUCAUGCAGACUUCAUUAAUUCUAUUACAAUUAUCUUUACUAAAAGUCUACCUUUAAGUAUCAAGAAAAACAAUUUUCACAAGGCAGCACAUUCAGUGCUAUUUUUAUUUCGUUUUAUUGAAUAGUGAAAUUAGAAUAUGAAAUUUAGUCAUGAUAAAUGAAGGCAAGGUGGCAUGUCAUUAGCACUACUGUCUCUGGGUCUUGAGUUCGACACCAGCCUGGGCCAUUGGUGUUACCUCCUUUGGGAUUUUUCUGGGUGAUUUGGUUCUCUUCCACACAGGAUAUAGUAUGUUGUUUAUUUUAUUUAAGGUUUUUAAAUUGGUCAUGUUUGCUUAUAUGCGUGUGACAUAUAAUGAACUGAUAUUUUGUCUAGGGUGCUGUCCUGCCUUGUGCAAUAUGCUUACCAGAUAAUCUUUGGGUUGCUAUAACCCUUAUCAGAAAUAAGUAUUUUUCAGAUAAUGAAUAGAUUAAUAGAUGAAAGCACGCAAUUUAUGGUACCACUUUUUAAAUUAUAGAUAAACACCCUUAAUACUUAGUGAAGGGUCCAGGAACAGUACCUGAUCUACAGUUGCUUCUUUUGGGUUCUGAAGAUUCUGCUAGCAUUAAUUUAAUCAGUUGUUAAUUGCCCUAAGGAUGUUACUGAUUCAUCUCUUUGUCCUUUUCACACAACAUCUAAGGUGUUGGUGUACUGAGAGGGGGGGUAACCGCUACAAAUUACAUGCUUAUAAAUUACUUAAACUUUGAUUACCCAUAGCUAGGAUCAACCACCACACAUUACUUAACCCAUAAGUGCAAAAAAAUACUGUUGCUCAUAGUUAUUCUAGAGAGAUGCACAGAGUACAUAAUUCAGCUGUAGAAUAAUAAAAGGUACUUAUUAUAACACAUGUACAGUAUAUCUGCUUUUGGCAAUGGGCAUUCCUUUUUCAUGUUGAUUUGGCUUGGCCAGGUUCAUAUUGGUUUAUAAUUUCAUUUUGAAUUACUGCUGUGUGGAUUUAUGGUGUUUUAUUUUCACCUUAGUGAUUUUAUCAAGAAAGAGCAUUUGUUAACACUUCAUACAAGCUGUUAUCAUCUCAUACCAUCACACAGAUAAUCUUUGUGUUAGUCACUCAAUCUAUGGCUGUGAAAAGCACACAAAGAGUGCUACAGUAUGUAACAUAGUUGCAUAACCACAAUAGAACAUUGGCUUAUCCUACCUCCAACAAUGUCCUUUGGAACCACUUUUAUACUUGACAAAAUGGAGUGAGAUUUCUGCAGAACAAAUGCAUAGCUCCCUGCUCAAUUUAAACUAGGAAUGCAUGAUGUGUUUUAGGAAAUGAUAUGUGGAACGGGACCAUUUUUGUCAUUUAAUUCCAGAAAAAGAAAAAAAAAGUUUCAGUUCACCACUUCAAACAUGAAAUUAAUUUAUGUGACUUGAUGUUAACGAUACUUCACCUCCAUGCAUUAAUAGCUGAAUUAAAGAAAAUAAACACUCAAGGCAGUGAUCACACCAAGUAGAAACUAGAGCGAGACAAAAAGAAGAAUGUGUUUAAAAAGACAAGACUGUUCGCUUAAAUUCCUCAAAGGCUAAAACCUUAAUUUUCACCAAUAGUUUAUAUUGUAAUAUACUUUAAUGUGUGCAAUGGAUACAUUUUAAAAAAAGUAUAUGAAUAUUGCAUUUUAUAUAAAUGUUAAAUGUGAUAUGUUUUUUACAACCUAUGUGGAAGAAUUAUUUUUAUUGCAUAUCGUAUUAAAAAAGCCUGCUGCCUCCAUAUACUGAUUGUUGUUUCUUUUCUUAUUAUUCUUAUUGAAUAAUCUUUUUUGGGGGGAUUACAGUACCCUUCAACUGUUUCAAUGGCAAGUUGGGACUUAGACGCUUUAUUAGUUAUCCAUUUGCAUGUACAGUACUUUGGUUAGACCUCCAUCCUUGAAUGAGAGUCCCAUCGACACCAGCAAAGUACACAAAACUGAGCUCAGGUUCAUUUUCAUCACAAGAGGAGCCUCUAUGAGGUCUGCUGUCUUGACUGAAGGGUGAUUUCUUUUUCUUUUCCUGGUCCUUUAAAGCAAAGGUUACAUGGAGUUUGCCUCUCUUGUAAGCCAUUACUUCCUAUUUUCAUGUUUGUAUUUCAUUUCAUGUUGUUGGGGAGGGAGGGGGUUGUCAAAAAUCCUCCACAUUUUGGAGGAACAGGUCUACCAUGUCUUUUUAUGUUAUAGUUCAACUUUUGGGAUUUUUAUGGUGAAUUCUAGUGCUGAAAUAUUGCUCUAUUUUGUCUCCUUAUGUAAAACAAAAUUAACCUCGGGUGUGGGGUGGGUAAAGAAUGUUUUAAUUUCUUUCUGACAGGGAAUGCUGUACUAGCAGUAGAUUUAUAUAAAACAUUUUGAAAAAAAAUAUGAAAAACAUUUUUUUUGUUUUUAAUUUUACAUGUGCCAACCUGUUCUAAAAACAUGCUGUGAAAGAAUAAGAAAUUGAUUUUCAUGUAAACAUACAAACAUGACAUUAAAAAAUAUAUAGAUACCAGAGUUUGUAGUUCAUACACAAAAAUAAGGUUAU
Messenger RNA from Lepisosteus oculatus (spotted gar), 9086 nucleotides. Lineage: Eukaryota; Metazoa; Chordata; Actinopteri; Semionotiformes; Lepisosteidae. The record is from RefSeq and is a predicted model, not a curated record.